This is a messenger RNA of Brassica napus (rape), 2395 nucleotides long. RefSeq lists its product as uncharacterized. The transcript has 5 exons. The record is from RefSeq and is a predicted model, not a curated record. The coding region runs from base 548 to 2083 and encodes 511 amino acids. NCBI's taxonomy places the organism in Eukaryota, Viridiplantae, Streptophyta, Magnoliopsida, Brassicales, Brassicaceae.
AGAAAGAGAGAGGCUGCUAUGUGUUCAUGAGUUUUCUUCUUCUUCUUCCCAAAACACACAGAGAGAGCAAAUAAAAGGAACAUUCGGCCUCUUGUCCCCUCUUCCCAUCGCAAAACCCUAAUUUGGCUUCUACAAACCCUAAUUGCGUCAUCAUCCUCUAUUCUAAUCGCUCCCCGUUUUAUCCCUCGAAUUCGUUUUUUUUUUGGUUUCUUCCAAAAUUUUCGUUCGCACCCAUCGUGCUGUGUUGAAUCUUAGGGAUUAGGGUGAUUAACAUCGGGAGUGAUGGUCAGAGAUAAUUGCCUUGCCCCCUAGUUGUUAGGGUGCCAUCACUGUAAAUUCCUGCUAGUCCCAUCGUGCUGUGUUGAAUCUUAGGGAUUAGGGUGAUUAACAUCGGGAGUGAUAGUCGUCAUAUACAGAGACAAUUUCCCCCUAGUUGUUAGGGUGCCAUUUCAUUUCAUGCUAGUCUCUUAUUGAUAGUGAUGAUGAUCUUCUAGCAAUCUGUGGGAGAGAGGAAUCAAUUGUUCGUUGCGAAGAGCAAAAUUGGUUGAUGGAGAAACGUGAACCCUCUUUGGUACCUGAAUGGCUAAGAAGUACAGGGAAUGGUUCUAGUGUUGGGAGUAAAAAUCACAUUCUAUCAUCCUCUGCUCGCUCUGAUUCUUCUUUGUUACUUAAUAACAGCAAGACUAGGAACCCUAGGACCAAAGCCACCGAUGUUGAUUCUCCUCCUUUUCUUGAUCGGUCUUGUUCCACCAAUUCCCGGAGGGGCUCUACCAAAAAUGCAUAUAGUAACUUCAAUGUUCAAAGGAGCAAUAGAGAUAAAGAUCGGAGCAGCAGGGAGAGCUACAUAGACCACCCAUGGGACCAUGAUACUUCUUUCCCUUUCGGUUCCUUCUUAAAUGAAGUGCAGUUAAGGCGAUCUAAUUCUAUGACAUCAAGGAAACAGGACGACCACCCAGGGUUUUCUAUGGGUUUCAAAGAUGGUAGAAGCAUUUUCAACAGGAAUGGUAUACUUCCUCCUGCACAGAGCUCUGAGAGGAAUCAAGACGUUGUAAGAAUCUCAUCUCCUUGUCUAAGUCCUGCUGUUGUUGGUGGUAACUCAAGCUUGACUCCUGGGGAACAUUGGACAUCGGCUCUGGCAGAGGUUCCCAUUGUUAUUGACAAGAGUGCUUCUGACCCCGUUGCUGCUAAUGUUGCUACCUUAACGGGACAGACUCGUAACAUGGCUGAAGCAUUGUUGCAGCCUCCUAGAACUGGUACACCUCCCCAGGAAUCUUCAAAGAUACAAAGACUCGAGGACCGAGCUCUUAAGCUAAUACCGGUUCUGCCUUCUACACCAAAGGGCUCAGUUCUGAGCUCUUCUGAUAAAUCCAAGAACAAACCAAUGCCUCGAAGUGGUGAAAUUGGUCCUGCUUCUUUUAGAAAUACCCAUCAGCAUUCCUCUAUUCGGCUAGGUAAUCUUCCUUCUAAUGCUGGUGGUCAAAUCAAGCCUGAUACUACUAAGAAGAUGGUGGUUCUCAAACCUGCUGUCAAAGAAUCUGCAAGUCCACGUUCUACAAACAACAGCCUCGCUGCUGCUGCUGCUAGCCAGAUGAUCGCUGCUCCAUCUGCACCAUCCACUUCUUCUGCGCAAAGUACAAACAAUCCAAGGGAGCUCAAGGGAGCCUCGGUAAACAUGCCAGCAGAAAAGAAGCUUUCCCUGGCUCAAACUCAGAGCAGGAAUGCAUUUUUCAGUACUUUGAAGAAGAAGGAGACAUCCACAAACAUCUCAACUAGCUCUUGCACCAUCUCUAAGGAGCUUGUAGCUAGUGACCCUUCAAGUGUAGAAAGAGAUGACAUGGUCAUGGAAAGGGUCGAGAAAGUUUCUGAGAGGGUUAGCGUUUUUGAAUCGACAGACCUUCCAGAUGAAGAAGAGGCGGAGUUCCUUAAAUCCCUUGGGUGGGACGAAAACAAUACUGAGGUAGAAGCCCUCACAGACGAGGAGAUCAGAGCCUUCUAUGAACAGCACAAGGAGGUGAAGCCAUCACUGAUGCAAACGCUGCCUAUCAUUAAAGAGGCAACUGAGGACGCAACUCUCAACUCGUGAUCCGAUUUUGAAGAUAGUUUUCUCACUUCUCUUUCCUUUUUCUUUUUAGUUUUAUUACUUGGUGGAGUGGACAAGAAGGUGGGGGAGGCUUCAGUUGCACUUUUGAGUGUUGUUCUACUUCAGAUAAGCUACAAAAUGAGUUUUUGUACAUCUGUUGUUCUGAAGAUAGAAAGAGCUUUUGUUUUGCUAUAGCUUCCUUAGGUUUCUAAUGUUUGAUAUGAUGAGGGGAAGGUCAGGUCAUAAAACUUUGUUGGUGGUAUAAAGAAAAUUUAAAGGCUUUCGGUUUCUUUCUUAAAAAAUAUAAAUUUCAUC